AUGGAUAUUCAUCGUGAGGUGUGCGACAUUUAUGGGGAGGGUCAAAUGUCUCACAGAUCUAUUUGUAGGUGGGUUGCCAAAUUUAAAACCGGUCAGCAGCAAGUCAAAGAUGCUGCUCGUCCAGGUCGUCCUGCAACAACAACGACGAAAAGCAACAUACAAAAAAUCAGUAAUAUGUUGAAAAAAGAUGCCCGAUAUACCGUGAGGGAUUUAGCACGGUUGACGAACAUUUCUUUAGCACGAGUUCAUGGUAUUUUAAAGAAACAUCUUCAACUCAGGAAAAUAAAUGCAAGAUGGUUACCCCAUUUGCUAACAGACGAACAGAAGAGAACCCGUGUUGCAAAUGCUAAAAAGCUUCUCAAAAUGUAUCCCGAAUAUAACAAAAAAGCUUUCGACAACCUCGUUACUGGUGACGAGACAUGGGUAUACUAUUCUGAGCCAAAGCGGAAAUGUUCAAACAGAAUUUGGGCCACUAAAAAUGUAAAACGUCCAAGUAUUGCCAAGCGACAGCGCACGGUAAAGAAAGUUUUAUAA
Messenger RNA from Mercenaria mercenaria, 534 nucleotides. Its product is annotated as protein GVQW3-like. The record is from RefSeq and is a predicted model, not a curated record. The transcript has a single exon. The coding region runs from base 1 to 534 and encodes 177 amino acids. Lineage: Eukaryota; Metazoa; Mollusca; Bivalvia; Venerida; Veneridae. Gene Ontology annotation, molecular function: nucleic acid binding.